CUGCAAUCUCCUCUUGAUUCCGUGCUCCGAUCUUAUCUCCAUUCGCACCAUGCCCGGCGGCAAACAGUACCUCAACGUUGCAGCGGAGGGCCUCCCGUACUUCACGCCUGCUCAAAACCCUCCUGCCGGUACUGCGAUCGACCCUCAGCCGUCUGGAAAGCCGAUCCCGAAACUCUUUCAACCUCUGAAGAUUAGAGGCGUCGAGUUCCAGAACCGAAUUUUCCUUUCCCCUUUGUGCCAAUACUCCGCUCAAGAUGGGCAUUUGACCACAUGGCACACAGCUCACCUCGGUGGUAUCUUCACUCGCGGACCCGGCCUUACCAUCAUCGAGGCCACCGGUGUCGUUCCUGAGGGACGCAUCACCCCCGAAGACUCCGGUCUGUGGAAGGACUCACAAAUAGAGCCGUUGAAGCAGCUCGUCGACUUCGCGCACUCGCAGAGCCAGAAGAUUGGUAUUCAGCUCGCUCAUGCUGGUAGGAAGGCCAGCUGCGUUGCGCCAUGGAUCCACUUUGGCAUGGUCGCGAACGAGGAGUGCAAUGGAUGGCCGGACAAUGUCUGGGCCCCGUCCCCCAUUCCCUUCGAUCCGAACUACCCUCAGCCGAAGGAGUUGACCAAGGAGGGUAUCAAGCGCGUUAUCCAGGCAUUUGCUGAUGCCGCCAAGCGCGCCAUUAAGGCCGGCAUCGAUGUGAUCGAAAUCCACAACGCUCACGGUUACCUCUUGAGCGAGUUCCUUUCGCCGCAGACCAACAAGCGCACCGACGAAUACGGCGGCUCUUUUGAGAACCGCAUCCGUCUGACGCUCGAGGUCGUCGACGCCGUUCGUGCCGCGAUUCCCGACACCACGCCGCUCUUCCUCCGCAUCUCCGCUACCGAGUGGCUCGAGGAGCUAGCGCCCAACGAGCCUCAGUGGCGCUCGGAGGACACCGUCCGCCUCGCCAAGAUCCUCGUGGAACAUGGCGUGGACUUCCUCGACGUGUCGUCUGGCGGCAUUACCGCUCGCCAGAAGAUCAAGGCAACGCCCGGCGCCUACCAGGCGUUCCUUGCCGCAGACGUCAAGCGCGAGCUCGGCGACAAGCUUUUCGUCGGUGCCGUUGGUGGCAUCGACAACGGUCACAUCGCGCAAAGCGUGCUCGAUCACGGCGACGCCGAUGCGAUCCUGGUUGGCAGGCACUUCCAGAAGAACCCCGGCGCCGUGUGGCAGUUCGCGGAGGACCUUGGCGUCGACGUCCAGUCCGCGCACCAGAUUGAGUGGGGAUUCCGCGGUCGGGGUGGAAAGGGUGCCAAGGAGGCUACUCACGACGCAGGCACCAAGGCGAAAGUCUAAAUUAUAGCUCGCAUAUAGAUGCCUCGCUCUAUCAGGAUGUAGCGAAUCGAUCUGUAUAAAAUAAUCAUAGAGCCGCAAACGUGCAGACCGAGAUGUGGAAUCUGGACUUUCACUGAAGAUCGCUUUUGUCCGCUGCUCUUCACGCCUUCAAAAACGGUACACGGACCGCCCAGCGUGGGAGACUACGACCCUGGACCGGUUUGGCUGCGAAGUCGACGAUGUCUUUGAACUCGAGCUCGGUCUGGUAUCCGUUCACGAUGAUCGGCCAUCGCAACCUCCCACAAUUGCGAUACAGCAGAUGGAACUACAUAAGUGAAGCUCAGCGCUUUCGGUAAACAUGCUCAUUGCAUGUCGUGAACGAGUGCGCAUCCGACUGCAACCGAUUGGCCGG
This is a messenger RNA of Punctularia strigosozonata HHB-11173 SS5, 1715 nucleotides long. RefSeq names its product FMN-linked oxidoreductase. Gene Ontology annotation, cellular component: intracellular anatomical structure. The record is from RefSeq and is a predicted model, not a curated record. The coding region runs from base 50 to 1324 and encodes 424 amino acids. Lineage: Eukaryota; Fungi; Basidiomycota; Agaricomycetes; Corticiales; Punctulariaceae. Gene Ontology annotation, molecular function: NADP binding; FMN binding; NADPH dehydrogenase activity. The transcript is spliced from 4 exons.